Messenger RNA from Protobothrops mucrosquamatus (brown spotted pit viper), 2791 nucleotides. It is a transcript of the gene MIER3, whose product is annotated as MIER family member 3. Gene Ontology annotation, biological process: negative regulation of transcription by RNA polymerase II. Lineage: Eukaryota; Metazoa; Chordata; Lepidosauria; Squamata; Viperidae. Gene Ontology annotation, cellular component: nucleoplasm. Gene Ontology annotation, molecular function: transcription corepressor activity; histone deacetylase binding. The record is from RefSeq and is a predicted model, not a curated record. The coding region runs from base 27 to 1691 and encodes 554 amino acids. The transcript is spliced from 12 exons.
GGGCACUUUCACUUUCAUUUCCCAGGAUGCAAACCCGUGGCGCUGCAGACAAGCAGAAGAGAAAGCGAGGAAAAGAGCUUGGCUCUCUGUCUUCUGAGGAUCAUGACUUUGACCCUACAGCUGAAAUGUUGGUACAUGAUUAUGAUGAUGAAAGAACUCUGGAAGAGGAAGAAAUGAUGGAUGAAGGAAAAAAUUUCAGUUCUGAGAUUGAAGACUUAGAAAAGGAAAGAAGCAUGCCAUUAGAAGAUUUACUAGCAUUCUAUGGUUAUGAACCUACAAUUCCUGUUAUAGCAAGUUCCAGCGCAGAUAGUUCCCCAAGCGAACUUGCAGAUGAACUUCCAGAUAUGACUUUGGAUAAAGAGGAAAUAGCCAAAGACCUUUUGUCAGGAGAUGAUGAAGAAACACAGUCUUCUGCUGAUGAUUUGACACCAUCGGUUACUUCACAUGAAACAACAGAUUUUUUUCCUCGACCUUUAAGAUCAAACACUACCUGUGAUGGCGAUAAAGAAUCUGAUGGUGAAGAUGUGGAAGUAGAUACUGGUAAUUCAUCUGAAGAUUUGCGAAAGGAAAUAAUGAUUGGUUCACAAUACCAAGCUGAAAUACCACCUUUCUUAGGCAAAAGUUGCAAUGAUGAAAAAGCAUAUGAAAAUGAGGACCAGCUACUUUGGCAACCUGACAUUAUUUCAGAAAAUAAAGUUAAAGAGUACCUUUUUGAAACUUCUGUAAGAACGGGAAAUGAAAAAAUAAUUGGUAGAAUUCCUGAUGGAGUGCAUAUCCGGGACAAUGAACAAGCACUCUAUGAACUCUUCAAGUGUAAUCACAAUUUAAAGGAAGCUAUUGAGAAAUACUGUUCAAAUGGAAAGACAUCACAGGAUAUGACAGCUUGGACAGAAGAAGAAUGUAGAAACUUUGAACAUGCACUUCUGAUAUAUGGGAAAGAUUUUCAUCUUAUACAAAAAAAUAAGGUGAGAACCAGGACAGUUGCUGAAUGUGUAGCAUUUUAUUACAUGUGGAAGAAAUCUGAACGAUAUGAUUACUUUGCUCAACAAACAAGAUUUGGAAAAAAGAGGUACAACCACCAUCCUGGAGUCACGGACUACAUGGAUCGGUUGGUAGAUGAAGCAGAAGCUUUAGGUGGUGCAGUUUCUUCAGCUAUAAUGUCAAAUAAUAGACUAGAGCCCAUUCCUGAUCAACAACUAAGCAUCCUGAAUUCAAUCACUGCCAAUGAUUUGACAGCACUGACCAAUAGCGUAGCUACAGUCUGCCAUUCUACAGAUGUGAACUCAGAAGACGUCUUCCCACCUCUGGACAGUUUGCCUCGAACAGCAGUUAAUCAUGUGCCUGUCGUAACAGAAGAUUUGCUUAACUUGCCUAGUAACGGUGAAAGUGAUUGUUUUAAUUUAUUUGAGACUGGAUUUUAUCAUUCUGAAUUAAACACCAUGAACAUGUGCGGUGAAGAAUCUGAAAGGCCUGCCAAGAGAUUGAAAAUGGGAAUUGCUGUCCCAGAAUCCUUCAUGAAUGAAGUUUCAGUGAACAACUUGGCUGUGGAUUUUGAGAAUCAUACACAUCAUAUUACCAGUGCCAAAAUGGCAGUCUCGGUAGCUGACUUCAGCAGUCUAUCUGCAAAUGAGACAAAUGGCUUUAUCAGUGCCCAUGCGUUACACCAGCACACUGCCCUCCAUUCAGAAUGAAUUCAAGCAGCAAAUUAAAUACAGUGAACACUGUUGGCAGUUUGUGGUAAACUUGAUGAAUUGAUCAGGUUUGCUUAGUCUUUCACUGGAAGUUUGAACUAUAUGACAUCAGUGAUGUCUUUAUGUACAGAACUAUAUCUUGAUUUAUCAAGAAUAAUUUCACUUUUUUCCAAUCCAUAAAUGUGGAAACUUCAUAUAAUAUCUAGCAGAGUUCGGGACUAAGAGAACUAUGUGGUACAGCUUUAAGCUCUGCUUCCUUUCUUUUUAAACCUGUAGAGAGACUGCUGUCUCAAAACCAGCACAGAAGUUCUGAACUUAAUAGAGUGGGUUUUUGUUCUAGGUUGCUUCUGUCCUAAUGGAUGCAGUGGAAUAAUGUUUGUUUACAGGUACCAGUUCUGAUCCUUGCUUAAUGUAGCAUUUAAAAAAAAAAUCAAAAGCAGGGAAACAUUUCUUUAAUUUAAACUGCACAACGACAAAAAGGAUAUUAUUAAAUGGAAGCUUCUGUCAUCUGAUAUUAAACCAGAGCACUUCAGUUUACAAAACAACAGAUUCAUCUUGGUGGAUAUUAGCACAAAAGACAGAGCAAAGUCUAAGGACAACCUUAGAUGCUCUUAUAAAAUUACAGGCCAUGGCUACCUUACACAAAAAUAGUUAUACUGUCCAAAGGUUUUGUGUACUUUAACGUAUUGGCUGAAAAAAUGUGUGUUAUUGGAACGGGGGUGGGGGAUAUCUAUAUUUCUAAGGAAUAGAAUUUGAAAACAUCAAGUAUUAUCUAACAUUGCUUAAAGCCACUAAGAAUGAUACAAUUUGCUCACUCCAAUAAUGAAUUACAUCUUGGGGUUGUCUUUACUUCAGAACAUGCAAUUCAAAAUAGCAUGAAAAAUUCUAGAUUAAUAGAUGGUGAUGAUGCAAUGAAUCUUUGAAUCAUUUUCAGCCAUUAGUGUAGUUUAAUUCCUGGAUUUAUUCAGACUUAAGUACAUUAAUAUUCCAGAGAGAAAUCUUUGACAAGAUUGUUCUGUGUUGAAGGAUUUGUGAAAGUUCACCAAAACUUUGGUUAUCAAUUAUAAAACUUGCCAAUUUUACACUGACACUUAUAUAUA